GAUUCUGCUGAUUACAAUGUUUCAAAUCAUGAUCAAAACACUGAAACAUCUGUAAAUAAUCGUUCUUCGCCGUCUUCGCUAUUUUCUGGAAUUAAGUCAGUAGCCUUUGAUGUAUCAUCUUAUUGGGCAAAGCAUUUACUAGAUGUCGCAAGCAAUUAUGAACAAUGGUCUGAAGCAGCAAAAAUGUUAGAUCAGCUUGAAGGUAAAUUAAAAAUGAUAUUUAAUGUAAAUAAAAUUGCGGUCUUUCGGAAAGAUCUGUGGAAGAACGAUGCAAAAUCACCUGACUAUGAUUAUGAUCUAUUGCAACAACGUCUCCAACAAUUAAAAAAAGCACGUAAAUCCGGCGAUUUAUCACAUAUGACAUUUUUAUUAAAAACUUCAUUGGCAAGAAAUUUAGGUGAUAUGGGUCAACCAAAGUGUUAUAUAGCCGAAGUAGUAAAACAAAUGAAUAUCAUAUGUGACACAGAAUCUGAUGAUAUAUCAACUAAAGACAAACUUGAAUUCUUUAUUAACACGAGGCAAUCUUUUGGAAGGACCGCCCUUUUAUUGAGUGGAGGCGCUACAUUUGGUAUAACACUUAGUUCUUCUGAAUUUCAUUUGGUACGAAUUCUGCUUGAUUUAAUUCCAUUUGAACAUGUCGGCUUACAGCUAAAUGCGGCAUCCUGUUCUAUUCCCUGCAUAUAUAAUUCUGUUCCAUUGAUGGCAAAGGAUAAAACGGGUAAAGUAGUCCCAUGGAACCCUUCAGGUGAUUAUCGUCAUCUUUUCAUGGUCCCGAAAUUCCCCAAAUUUUUAUGUAGUGCUAAUAACUUUGGUACACGUAUUAAGGUCAUCGAUGGAUUGAUGGAUCCGUUGAGAAGUGCGUAA
This is a messenger RNA of Racocetra fulgida, 864 nucleotides long. Lineage: Eukaryota; Fungi; Glomeromycota; Glomeromycetes; Diversisporales; Gigasporaceae. The record is from the annotation of a GenBank genome assembly.